GCAAAUUGUAUUCCUCUUGCCUGUCAGAACGAUGAUUCUUUGCGUUGGGACCAGUGGUUGUGGCAAAUCAGUCCUGCUGAAAUGUCUUCAAAAUAAGAAUAACCUGGCAAAGCUCAAGGCGGAUUUGAUGAUGUCCACUAUUCCCACCGUUGGGUCCAACCUCGUCACACUAACCCGGACCCGAAUGAAAAAGAACCAAACCCUUCCACCCGAAGAAAUCAUCAUUCGAGAGGUGGGCGGAACCUUGGCUCCUCUGUGGCACUCCUAUGUGGAAUCCGGAAACAUCAAAGGGAUCUUAUUUCUGGUCGAUGCCAGUAGUCCGGAGACCAUUGGAGCUUCUACCCUUUAUAUUAUUGAGUUAAUCGGUAGCCAACCUGCCACAGUUAAUUUGGACGUGAUGGUGGUGUUCACGAAAACGGAUUUGAAGAGCGGGAGAUCUUUGUCAGAGCUGAAAGCGAUCAUGAGAUUGGACCAGAUCGUGGCCAUGACCAACCAGAAGAUCACUUCUCUCACUUUCAAUACGGAGACUAUGGCUAAUCUGGGCGAAAUCCAUGAUUGGAUCAUGCAGUUCAGUCUUCCGAAAGUGACCGUAAAGAAGUGAGCGUAAUGUGGAAACUGGUUUAUUAACGAAAUUUGUUUGAAAGUUCAAAUCGGAGCGAGGAAGGCAAAUAAACGGAUUGAAACCAAAGGUUGCGUGAGUUUUGUUGUGGUCUUCCGUGAAGUUCCGUCUCGUUUCGUUUUAAGUUUGAAACUUUUUUUUUGUGAACUUGUGAAAAGAGUCAAGAGACUGAAUUAUUUAGAAAUACAAUGAUGAUAAGAAGGAAAAUCAUGAGACUGACAUGUUAAUCAUUCAUAUAUCCAUUUUUAGGUUUAGAAUGCAAAGCGAUUACUGAGUGAGCCAAUUAAAAGAUUCAAAGUUAGCA
Tigriopus californicus is the source of this 923-nucleotide messenger RNA. RefSeq names its product ADP-ribosylation factor-like protein 16. The coding region runs from base 32 to 601 and encodes 189 amino acids. Gene Ontology annotation, molecular function: GTP binding; GTPase activity. The transcript has a single exon. The record is from RefSeq and is a predicted model, not a curated record. NCBI's taxonomy places the organism in Eukaryota, Metazoa, Arthropoda, Copepoda, Harpacticoida, Harpacticidae.